CACAAUUCCUGAUUCUGGCGUCCAAGCCGCUCCCGCCCGGCGGCGCGCCCCGCCGGACGUCUGGGCCUGGCGGUGCCCCCGACCGUCCAGGCAGAACAGAACCGGAAGAGGCCAUGCAUGCACAGUGCUGGGCACAGAGGCAGCCAUCAAUAAAUGGGAGUCGUUGCUCCGGCUAUUGUAAUCUGUCGGUUCAUUCUACAGGCUUCCCUGGCUCGGGGUGAACUGCACAGACGGCUCUCAGCCCUCGUCCCCACCCCUAGAAGACAGCGGAACUGAGAAAAGAAGAGGCCUGUGGACAGAAAAGUCAUGUCGGACUCCCUGGUGGUGUGCGAGGUGGACCCAGAGCUAAAGGAAAAGCUGAGGAAAUUCCGCUUUCGAAAAGAGACAGAUAAUGCAGCCAUAAUAAUGAAGGUGGACAAAGACCGGCAGAUGGUGGUGCUGGAGGAAGAAUUUCAGAACAUUUCUCCAGAGGAACUAAAAAUGGAGUUGCCAGAAAGACAGCCAAGGUUCGUGGUUUACAGCUACAAGUAUGUGCACGAAGAUGGCCGAGUAUCCUACCCCUUGUGUUUCAUCUUCUCCAGCCCUGUGGGCUGCAAGCCCGAACAACAGAUGAUGUAUGCAGGGAGUAAAAACAGACUGGUGCAGACUGCAGAGCUCACAAAGGUGUUUGAAAUCCGCACCACUGAUGACCUCACCGAGGCCUGGCUCCAGGAGAAGUUGUCUUUCUUUCGUUGACCUCUGGGUUGGGGGUCUGAAUUCCUGAUGUCUGAGUCCCCAAAGAAACUGGGGACUCAGACUCCUAGGACCUGAACAUCUGAGACCCCGAAGAAAUUAAACUGCAAGAACUCAGAGAUCCUCCA
Myotis lucifugus (little brown bat) is the source of this 860-nucleotide messenger RNA. RefSeq names its product glia maturation factor gamma (gene GMFG). Gene Ontology annotation, molecular function: actin binding; Arp2/3 complex binding. Gene Ontology annotation, cellular component: actin cortical patch. Gene Ontology annotation, biological process: actin filament debranching; negative regulation of Arp2/3 complex-mediated actin nucleation. The transcript has 9 exons. The record is from RefSeq and is a predicted model, not a curated record. Bases 307 to 735 code for a protein of 142 amino acids. NCBI's taxonomy places the organism in Eukaryota, Metazoa, Chordata, Mammalia, Chiroptera, Vespertilionidae.